Molecule: messenger RNA, 1101 nt
Organism: Aureobasidium melanogenum CBS 110374
Lineage: Eukaryota; Fungi; Ascomycota; Dothideomycetes; Dothideales; Saccotheciaceae
Exons: 2
Source: RefSeq, a predicted model, not a curated record
AAAGUCUAUACUGUCGUCGUCGAGGGCUUCAUCCUUGAACAUCGUAAACAGUUUGAUUCGGCCAUCUCCGCCUAUGAGAUUGCCAUCAAGUUGCUUGAAAAUCUCAUGCCACGAAUCAAGAAGGACAUGCGGAAGAUCCAUCGCAAGAUGUUUGAACGACAACUCGAUGUGCUCCGUGAACGCAAAGCCAUUCUGGAUAAAAGUGCCUUGGCCAAUCCUCCCUUUGCUGGACUCAUCAGUCUUCCCACAAUCCUAAGCGCAGAUGCUGAGCUCGAGGCCGCUGUUGAUGAGAAAUUUCAACUACUUAGUCUGGAUGAACGAAUCCUUCACGAGUACUCUGCAGCACAACCAAAAAAUACAAACACCGAAGUCUACUACGACAAAGCGCCCGAGCACAUACAACGACUAAGACCAAAUAAUGUUCCAAAGUUCGCGCCCACUCUGAACCAGUCGGCUCCACCUACAGUUUACCACAUCUCUCAUGACUCUGAAUUGGUGUUUGCUGGCGAACGAUCCCACUGGUAUUUUGUCAAAGACUCGACCAACACAACAACUCUGUAUGCGUUGCAAGCCGUCUGGCACAAUGAUGCUCCGAUGACCGAAGCUGUCUUGCGACGGCCAGGCGAGUUUUUGCCCGCAGCUGGCGCUCUCCACGUCGGAAUCCUGCAGACCCCGCAAGGAGCGAUCAUGCUCAAGAUGACGGGCCCUCGUACUGGUCUGACCUUGGAGAUGCCCGAUCAGUACAAGAAGUCCGGAUGGUCGUCCCGUCGCUUCUACUACGGUGGCCGCCGCUUUGUCUGGAGGGAACCCGACAGAAGCGGGCUGUUCAACAAGUUCCAGUGGAAUGAACUGUAUGAGACAUCCCGCGUCUGGUCCAAACCAGGCAGCAAGACUGGCAAGAAUGAAGACGAGGUUGUGGGCAAUCGUCUCUGUUGGGGUGUGAACCACGGAGGUAUGCAUGAGGAUCACACUAUCUACAUGGCUGGUGGACUGGAUCAAUAUUUCCGAGAACAUCUGCUGGCCAGCCAAUUGACGAGAUUGGUCUGGAAGAAGAAUCCACCAACCAAGAAUUCUAAUGGUCUAGCUGCGGCAACAAGUGGU